AUGAGCCACCAGCCGCGCAGAAAGCGGGCGCGCUGGGCGGCGCUGCAAACGGUGCGCACGGCAGACAGCCGAAGUACUGCGUUGCCUGCAGAGAAACGAGCCCUCCGCGACCUUAAUGAUGCAGAUCCCAUCGUAUCGACAACGCCCAGCAAGCCAACGCUUGAAACCCGCAUUAGUCGCCGCUCUGCCUCUAGCGUCGCUGCUCUCGCAAACACCACCAGGAUACCCGGCCUACUCCCUCACACCGCUGAGGGAGUAAAACGACAUGACCCGGUAUCUUUGGAGCCGGGCGCUCGCCCGCGCUCGCCUGCUUUUGGUGGUGGCCGGGCUCGAGGUAGACGGCGCAAGCCGUUGGCAUCCACCGCUGAGGCUGCUGCCUUGAUUGCGCGCGGCCCGCUGGCUCGCCGUCCUCCUCUUGACCUCACGCGCCCAUCCAACGCGAACACCGCAUCCGCUGGACUCGGGCCUGCCGCAGAGAACUCAUCCAUGACACACCAGAGCCGCUUGCCUUCAAACACCAGCCCGACACCCACAGGCGACAAUGCGGUGGACCCUGCUCUUUUGCCAGUUUCUUCGCCCUCGUCGCCUCCCCUGACAGCACUUUCUUCUGGACCAGUUCAGGCCAUUCACGAGUCCAUCCCGCAGGAAACUCAGCCCCAGGCCGAGACCGCGCCCAAGCCCAACCACGACGAAGGCACUUCCACAACACUCAUCUCGGUCACUCACCGAGGUGCCUCACCCCCACUCAUGACCCCAGCGCAACGCAUCAAUGGCCACAAUUCCCCGCCGGAUCAACUUACUGUAGCAUGUCCUGCCUUGGCUGACACUCAAACCCCGUCUCUGCGCGCUGCCAAAUCCCCUUUUGACAGCAAUGCAACCACAUGCGCUGAUGGCUCGAGCUCCUGUUCCUCACAAAGCAGCACUCCGCUUCCCACUCUGGACACCGGCCUUGAGGACGCCGAGCCACGCUCAGAUGCAGAGGCGCAAGCCCAGCCAGUGCUGUCAUCAGCCGUGCAGGCAAUCGGUGCAGCCAGUUUCCACACAGAUCUGCCCAACGUGAAACCGGGCAUGCACCCCACUCCGAAUCACGGGGUGAAGCCCGCCCCGGAUCCGAUGCCCGCUUCUUUGACGGCGCUCACCGCUGCCAGUCAGCCUCUGCUGGACAGCCUGUCUUCGCCCGUGCGGCCCAGGCCACGUGCGGAUAGCCAGCUGAGCACAACGCAGAUUCUCUUUGGAGAGUCACAACCGCUGGCUGUCAGUGAGCCUGCGGAACCACCAAAAGAUCUUGUUCCCGAGGAUCAAACUUGCCCCACGCUAGAGCUUGCACCCACUGAGCCCAUGCAACCUCUCGACGGCACCCCAACACAAGCCUUGGUCCCUCUGCCCUCAACAGCGCCGCAUUCGACCCUGCCCUUGCCCUCUGUCCCAGCUAUGGGGUCCCCCACACAGCUCCUACACCCCGCAACAGAAUCCGAGCGGAGCCAAGAUGGUCGGGCUCACAAAGUUGCCUAUCGCGAUGAGCCAAACCACGCACCACCCACAACCCUGGCCCAACCGAGUCUCAGAACAAUCUCACUUCCCGAGUCAUGGCGGUGCGACGAAGAGAAGGCCACUUUUGCUGACCUGUCGGGUAUUGGCGUGCAGUGCUGA
Molecule: messenger RNA, 1650 nt
Organism: Monosiga brevicollis MX1
Lineage: Eukaryota; Choanoflagellata; Craspedida; Salpingoecidae
Exons: 2
Coding region: 1-1650 (549 amino acids)
Source: RefSeq, a predicted model, not a curated record